Molecule: messenger RNA, 2078 nt
Organism: Condylostylus longicornis
Lineage: Eukaryota; Metazoa; Arthropoda; Insecta; Diptera; Dolichopodidae
Gene: Mlh1
Product: DNA mismatch repair protein Mlh1
Exons: 5
Coding region: 108-2078 (656 amino acids)
Biological process (GO): mismatch repair
Cellular component (GO): MutLalpha complex
Molecular function (GO): mismatched DNA binding; ATP hydrolysis activity; ATP binding
Source: RefSeq, a predicted model, not a curated record
UAUUGCCAAAAUAGUAUAAAAACUAGUACAUAGUAGAAAAAUGUAUAAAAACACGAACAUGUUCUUUUUCCUGUUUUAUAAUAAUGAAAAUUAAAAGUUAAUUCUUUAUGGAAGAGCCCAAAGAGAUCAAAAAAUUAGAUGAAGUAGUGGUGAACCGGAUAGCAGCUGGCGAAGUUAUACAAAAACCAGCAAAUGCUAUAAAGGAAAUGCUAGAAAAUAGUCUAGAUGCUAGGGCGACUUAUAUUCAAAUAACUGUAAAACAAGGAGGUUUAAAAUUAAUUCAAAUCCAAGAUAACGGGACUGGAAUACGCAAAAGUGAUCUUAAUAUUGUGUGUGAAAGAUUUACGACAUCAAAACUUAAAAGUUUUCAUGAUCUUUCUAAUAUAGCGACCUACGGCUUCCGCGGUGAAGCUUUAGCUAGCAUUAGUCACGUGGCGCAUUUAACAAUUCAAACAAAAACGAAAUCGGAGCCCUGUGCUUAUAAAGCCUCAUAUGAGGAUGGUUUGCUUAAAGGUUCUAUCAAAGCAUGCGCUGGAAAUCAGGGAACAAUUAUAACAGUUGAGGAUCUUUUUUAUAACGUACCACAAAGAAAAAAAGUUUUGAAAUCGCCAAAUGAAGAAUUUCAAAAAAUAUCGGACAUAGUCUGUAAGUAUGCUGUACACAACUCCAACGUAGGUUUUGUCCUCAGGAAAUCAGGUGAAAAUCCGGCAAUAAAAACGAAUCCAAAUAGCACUGCAGACAGCAACAUUCGACUCAUAUUUGGAAAUAGUAUUGGGAAAGAUUUAAUAAGAAUCGAAGUGAAUGAGAGCUAUUUAAAAUUCAAAGCUGAAGGAUGGAUAUCUAACCCAAAUUAUUCAGCAAAAAAGGGAAUUAUGCUCCUGUUUAUUAAUCACCGAUUAGUCGAAUCACAAGCUUUAAAAUUUGCUGUUGAUUCUGCAUAUGCUACCUAUUUACCAAAAGGUGAAUUUCCCUUUAUUUAUAUUAGCUUAGAUUUGGAGCCAACUUCAGUAGAUGUAAACGUUCACCCUACUAAACAUGAAGUUCACUUUUUAAAUGAAGAUGAAAUCAUUGAAAAAAUUAAAAAUCAUAUAGAAUCUAAAUUAACUGGUUGCAAUAGCGCAAGAAUUUUUUAUAGACAGCAACGGUUACCAGGUGUUGGUAAUGAUGCUAUUGCCAAAGAAAAUGAAAAGUCAGGAAAUUCUGUUAAAAUAAAACCAGAAAAUUUUGUUAGAACUGACGCAAAUGUUCAAAAGUUGGACAAAUUUCUUAUUUCAGAGCAAGCUAUAAAAAUGAAAGGAAACAGUGAACUGAAUUUAAAAUUUUCAAAAGCACCUUGCUAUAACAAAAAUAAAAAAGAAACUAAAUUGACAAGUAUUUUAAAUAUGCGUAAAAGUAUAGAGAAUCGUUGCAGUACAAAGUUGAGGAGUAUAUUUAAAGGAAUGUGUUUUGUUGGAGUAGUUAAUGAAAAAUACAGUACAUUUCAGUACGAAAAUGGUUUAUAUUUAUGUGACACCAUAAAGGCCAGUACUCAUCUAUUCUAUCAAUUCUUGUUAUACGAAUUUCAAAAUUUUAAGAAAAUUGAAUUCAAACCUUCAAUAUCAAUUUAUGACAUGGCUUUAAUAGCGCUAGACACAAAAGAAAGUGGGUGGACUGAGGAAGAUGGGGAAAAAACUUUUUUGGCUGACAUUGUUAAAAACAAGCUGAUAGAAAAUUCCCCAAUAUUGGAAGAAUAUUUUAAUUUAAAAAUAACAGAAGACGGAAUGUUGGAAUCUCUACCGCUUUUAUUAGAGCACCACAAACCUUCAUUAGAAAAACUACCAAUAUACAUUUUAAGAUUAGCUACUGAUGUAGAUUGGGAAUGCGAAGAAAUAUGUUUUAAAGGAUUUUGUCAACAAACAGCUGAAUAUUAUGCUUUUGUUCCGCACAUAGCUAAUUUGAAUGCAUCACAUAAGUAUUAUGUUGAACACAUUUUGUACCCCGCUAUGAAAAAAUAUCUGAUACCGAGCAACAGUUUUAAAAAUUAUUUAUUUGAACUAACCACUUUACCUACGCUUUAUAAAGUUUUUGAGAGAUGCUAA